GAGGUUGUUCUUUGAACAAAAUCCACCCCCGUGGAUGGGGAAAACUGGAACAUUCCGAGCUACCUGUAUGGACAUGUGUUAAAGGAGGACCGACUCUCACCACGUGACUGAUCAGACGCCGGUUGGUAGAGCGGUGAUGACAAACCUCUCAGGUUUUAAGUAGAGGAGCUGUCUGACUCUGUCGGUUACGUAGCAUCAUUCCACAGAGGCAGCAUCUUCUCCCGCAGCGCCGUUCCUUCCUUCCUUCCUUCCUCCUCCAGGCUUAGCCUCCGCCGUCCCGUCAUCCUUCUGUGUUUUUGGAGCUCAUCGUUGGGAGUUGUGGAUGGGUCGGCCGGCUGCGGCAGUCUUCGCGGUGCUGCUGGCCGCGGUCCUCGCAUGCGCGCCGGGGAGAAGCCAGCAGCUCACUGACCGGCCUAUCAUCGGCGUGUUGGCUCAGGAGAAUCUUCCAAAGGAUGCGUUUGCUCGGGGCUCCUCCUACAUCGCCGCUUCAUAUGUCAAAUUCCUGGAGAGUGCAGGAGCCCGUGUUGCACCCAUACGAAUUAACUUAACAGAUGAAGAAUAUACUAAGCUUUUCCAAUCAAUAAAUGGGCUUCUGCUGCCAGGAGGAGAUGUAGAUAUUCAGAAGUCACAGUUCAGUCGAGUUUCCAAGAUCUUCUACAGCAUGGCUAUAAGGGCCAAUGAUGCUGGAGACUACUUUCCUAUCUGGGGAACUUGCCAAGGUUUCCAGCAGCUCACCGUCCUUACAGCCAAUAAAAAUCUGCUUACUCUGACUGACACCAAAGCCGUGGCUCUGCCUCUCAAAUUCACAACAGCAGCCAAGUCCAGCCGAUUGUUCCGGAGUUUUCCCAAAGACCUGUUGCAGUCUCUGGCUAAUGAAAACAUCACUUCCAACUUCCACAGCUGGAGUCUUUCAGUUCAGAACUACAGCAAGAACGCCAAGCUGAAGCGGUUUUACCGGGUCCUGUCAAUAAACAGUGAUGGGAGGAAAGAGUUCAUCUCCACCAUGGAAGCCAACCGUUACCCAUUUUAUGCCGUUCAGUGGCAUCCAGAGAAAAGCACCUUCGAGUGGAUUGAUAAGCCCGGCAUGGUUCACUCCUUCGCCGCCAUAAGAACCAGUUUCUACACGGCUAGCUUCUUUGUAUCUGAAGCUAAGAAGAACCAGCACCAUUUUUCCAGCACGGCUGAGGAAGAAAAAGCUCUUAUUUACAACUUUUUGCCUGUCUUCAGAGGCACCGACAGCAUCUUUGUGCAGAACUAUUACUUUGAUUAAUGAACUGGGUUGAAGCUAAAACAGACCUUUGCUCAGUUAUUCUGGAGACAAACAAACAAAAGUAAAACUUUUGUUUUUUCAAAGGCAACAGAAUGUAAUAGUUAACACUGGAGAACAAAAAAUUCAAAGUGUGGUAGAAAAACAAACACUUUACUUUUUUUAACCAUUAUUAUGAAUGUAUGCUCUAAAUAUGGACAACUGUGAGCUAGAAGAGUCAUACUUAAGAUUUUAAAAGAACAGAAUUUAUGAGAAAAUUUACAAAUUCUUCUGUUUCAACUUUUUAAUAGAUUCAAAACUGUUUGAUACAGAAGACGACAGCGGUCACUUAUCCUUUUUUUUUCUUUCAUUAUGACUUAACUCAUAAAAUAACAAAAACUGAGAACGCAAUAAAACUACAGAUCAUUAUCAAGAAGCUUGUUAUCAAGCUGGUUGUCCUGCAAUCCAAAAUAGAUUUUCAUUGGAAAUUAAUUACCCAGAAUACCCCAAAUUACCCAGUUGCUCAUUUUCUAAAGAUUUUGAAGACAACAGUUGUUAUCUUUUAUUAAUAAAUCUUUAUAAGAAUUGGGUCAGGAUGGAUAAAGAUUUAUUGGAGAGUCUCAAAAUAAUUUCAGUAGAUACGACCGACCAUUCUCAUCUUCUGAAGUUAAGUUCUCCUGCACAACAUUUUAGUUUUACUUUCUAGAUAACUUUGGAAAAGUCUGGGACCCAAAAUGGUGAAAAUGUGAUUCUGUUCUUUUCCUGAAAUUUUACAGCUCGGGGGGAAAAUGUAACAGUUUUGCCCCCUGAAGCACCCAUGUUUGUAAAAGAUUGCACCUUUAAUAGCUCUCCUAGUAGAAACUUUAUAGAAUAGAGACAUUUACAGCAUUCUUUUUUAAUCUUUUUAAAAAACAAUUCUGAGGAAGGAUAAAAACUGUGAUGUAAAAUGUUUGGAUUUUUUUUUUGUCAACCUCUUUCCAUUAGCUUUUGUCUGAUUAUAUAAAAUUAUACUUUUCUUAAAGAGAUUUAGGAAUUAAGGGAGUUGAGUCUUACAAAUGAUUCAUGUGAACAGGACUGUUAAUAUUUCAGAAGGAAAACAACAUUUUUUUUAGGUUUAAAGUUGAAACCAGAAGUUUACAUACACCACAUAAAAACACACACAUGCUUUUUUUUCUCACCGUAAAAAAAUAAAAUAUAUUUUCCCGUCGUAGGUCAAUACAAAUUUAUAAAAUUAUUUCUAUUUGAUAAAUGUGAGAAUGAUGAGAUGAGGUUUUUUUCUAGAUAAGAACAAAGAGAAUGCAUUGCCAGUCAAAAGUCUUGGCACCAAAACGCCUGUAAAAUGAUUAUUGUUUUUUUUCUUUUGUUUUUGCGCCGUUGGAUGUGUGGCAUUAUUCCAUUCAGUAGCUCCUUCUCUUAUGUGGGACUACAAACAUGGCUGCAUAAUCAUUUGUCUGUGUCCCUCCUGUAGUGUUGUGUUUGUCUGAAAAUUAAAUGGAAUCUCAAAACGCUAAAAAUUACAUUAAAAUGCACAUUUUAUCUAUGUUUCUUAGAGGUUUAACUGAUAUCUUUUCUUCAAAUGUACAACUUAAAGUGUUUUAUUGCACAAUUUGAGCCUUGUUCAUUUUUAUAGCCAAAGAAAGUGUACCAAAGUCAACUGAAUGUGUCUGCAUCCUUUUCCUAAAACUGUCCAGAGCUUUCUGUAUCCAACAUGCAUUUGUUCAUGGCAGCUCAGUGAGUUCAAAUGCAUUAAACCAAUGAAUGUGCAAGGGACGGUGUCGUUUCUGAAAACUCAAAUGAUAUAAUAAAGGAAUUGAAUUUA
This is a messenger RNA of Oryzias latipes (Japanese medaka), 3065 nucleotides long. RefSeq names its product zgc:171566. Gene Ontology annotation, biological process: tetrahydrofolylpolyglutamate metabolic process. The record is from RefSeq and is a predicted model, not a curated record. Gene Ontology annotation, molecular function: gamma-glutamyl-peptidase activity. Gene Ontology annotation, cellular component: vacuole. NCBI's taxonomy places the organism in Eukaryota, Metazoa, Chordata, Actinopteri, Beloniformes, Adrianichthyidae.